AAAAAUUAAAAUUCAACCCAUAAUAUUAGAGGGAGAGAAAUGAGGGAGGGAGAGAGGGGGUAAUUCACAAGGGAAGAAAAUCCUGCUUCCACCGUUACACCCUCUCUCACAUUUUCGUUAAGUUUCUCUUUUUGUUUUUGUCUUUCUCUCUCUCUUUCUUUAUUUACAUCUUAGCUACCCUUUUUUUUAUUCAAUGCUCUAUAAACGAAAAAUUUGAAGGUGGGUUUUUGGUUCUUGGUUUUGAAUUUGGUGAUCUGUGUUUUUUUUUUGUGCGUGGGAAAUUGUUGGGAGAAGGAGAGGGAGGGGAGAGAAAUGGAGGAAGGGAGAUUAUGUCAGUGGAGUGUUUGCAGAUCUCUUCUCGCAAUUGUCCAGUGGUGGGGUUUUAAUGUUACCGUCAUUAUCAUUAACAAAUGGAUCUUUCAGAAAUUGGAUUUCAAGUUCCCUCUAUCAGUAUCAUGCGUUCACUUCAUAACUUCAUCAUUUGGAGCAUAUAUGGUAAUCAAAGUGCUAAAGCUUAAACCUCUAAUAGUGGUUGAUCCUGAAGAUCGCUGGAAAAGGAUAUUUCCCAUGUCUUUUGUAUUCUGCGUCAACAUAGUGUUGGGAAAUGUCAGUUUGCGCUACAUCCCAGUUUCUUUUAUGCAGACUAUAAAGUCAUUCACUCCUGCUACAACAGUUAUUUUGCAGUGGCUAGUUUGGAGGAAGUACUUUGAUUGGCGAAUUUGGGCCUCUUUGAUUCCUAUUGUCGGAGGAAUUCUUCUCACAUCUAUUACAGAGCUUAGUUUUAAUAUGUUUGGUUUUUGUGCUGCCUUAUUUGGAUGUUUAGCUACUUCUACAAAGACUAUCCUUGCUGAAUCACUGCUGCAUGGAUACAAGUUUGAUAGCAUAAACACUGUCUACUACAUGGCACCUUUUGCAACCUUGAUCUUGGGAGUACCAGCAAUGUUACUAGAAGGUAAUGGCAUUAUGGAAUGGUUUGAGACACACCCUUCUCCCUGGCCAGCUCUCAUCAUUAUUUUCAGCUCUGGAGUGCUGGCUUUCUGUCUUAACUUCUCCAUCUUUUACGUGAUUCACUCAACUACAGCUGUAACAUUUAAUGUUGCUGGGAACCUUAAGGUAGCAGUUGCUGUGUUGAUUUCAUGGAUGAUAUUCAAAAACCCGAUUUCGGGUCUAAAUGCUGUUGGCUGUGGUAUCACACUUGUGGGAUGUACAUUUUACGGGUACGUCCGACACUUGCUUUCUCAACAGCCGCCUGGAACGCCACGAACACCCCGGACACCUAGGAACAGGAUGGAACAACUACUACCCCUUGUAAAUAAUAAUGAUAAGUUAGAUGACAAGAUCUAAUUUAGGUUGUUAUGCAUGGGGGUUCUUGGAUGAUACAAAGAAAUGGCAUGAUUUGGAAAGGUUGAUUUUAUCACCUUGUGCGGUUCUACGUUAGAUUUACUCAGUUGGGGAAGUUUUUAACAUAUUUUGUUGUCUCUCAGAUACAGAAAUUUAUUUUCUUACAUCUCUUUAUUUGUUAGAGUGCCUCAAAUAUGUAGUACAUGAAAUCAAUGGAAAUUUUCUCCAUUUUGCUGCUCAGACUCUCUGUUUCCCGAUACUAGUUUGUAAGUCACUCAAGUUCAGCUCGACCAUUGUUGACUCAAGUUCGAGUAUUGAUUGAGUUGGAUUCAAGUAUUUUGAUAUUUGAUUUGAACAAGCUGCCAGCUUAAUCGAGAUUUUAUUUUUUUA
This is a messenger RNA of Gossypium raimondii (Peruvian cotton), 1731 nucleotides long. RefSeq names its product UDP-galactose transporter 1. Gene Ontology annotation, molecular function: antiporter activity. The transcript has 5 exons. Bases 313 to 1344 code for a protein of 343 amino acids. Gene Ontology annotation, cellular component: Golgi apparatus. The record is from RefSeq and is a predicted model, not a curated record. NCBI's taxonomy places the organism in Eukaryota, Viridiplantae, Streptophyta, Magnoliopsida, Malvales, Malvaceae.